Messenger RNA from Miscanthus lutarioriparius, 1398 nucleotides. Lineage: Eukaryota; Viridiplantae; Streptophyta; Magnoliopsida; Poales; Poaceae. The record is from the annotation of a GenBank genome assembly.
AUGGCAAGAAGCAGGAGCAUGGCGGCGCUGGCGCUCCUCGUCCUGGCCUCCUCCGCGCUGCCCGCGUCCGUCGCCGUGACGUCGCCGUACGUUCGGCCGCCGCCCAGGGCCACGCUGUCGCUGCCCCGGGACGACGACGCCGACGGUCAGACGCCGCAGCAGGUGCACAUAUCAAUGGUAGGGCCUGACAAGGUGCGGGUAUCAUGGAUCACCGACGACGACGCGCCGGCGACGGUCGACUACGGCACGUCGUCCGGCCAAUACCCCUUCUCCGCGACCGGAAACACGACGACCUACUCCUACGUGCUCUACCACUCCGGCAACAUCCACGACGCCGUCAUCGGCCCGCUCCAGCCCAGCACCACCUACUACUACCGCUGCAGCGCCAGCCCGUCGCGGGAGCUCUCCUUCCGGACGCCGCCGGCCACCCUCCCUUCAAAUUCCUGGGCUCGAGUGCUCGAUCGAUCAUGGCGUGAUUUGAUGGACACGGCAAUGGCGUCGCUAUAUGUUGCAGGUGACCUCGGUCAGACGGGGUGGACGGCUUCCACGCUGAAGCACAUCGCCGCCGCCGACUACGACAUGCUCCUGCUCCCGGGCGACCUGUCCUACGCCGACUUCGUCCAGUCGCGGUGGGACUCGUACGGCCGCCUCGUGGAGCCGCUGGCCAGCGCGCGGCCGUGGAUGGUGACGCAGGGCAACCACGAGGUCGAGAAGCUGCCGCUGAUCGAGCCCAAGCCGUUCAAGGCGUACAACGCGCGGUGGCGCAUGCCGUACGACUACGCCGCCGCCGCGCCGCCGUCGGGCGACAACCUCUACUACUCCUUCGACGUCGCCGGCGGCGCCGUGCACGUCCUCAUGCUCGGCUCCUACACCGACUACGGCGCCGGCAGCGCGCAGCUCCGCUGGCUCCGCGCCGACCUCGCGGCGCUCGACCGCAGGAGUGGCAGGCCGGCGUUCGUGCUCGCGCUGGUGCACGUGCCGUGGUACAACAGCAACGAGGCGCACCAGGGGGAGGGCGACGCCAUGCGGGACGCCAUGGAGGCGCUGCUGUACGGCGCGCGCGUCGACGCCGUGUUCGCGGGCCACGUCCACGCGUACGAGAGGUUCAAGCGCGUCUACGCCGGCAAGGAGGAUCCGUGCUCGCCCGUGUACGUCACCAUCGGUGACGGCGGCAACCGGGAGGGGCUGGCGGACAAGUACAUCGACCCGCAGCCGACGAUCUCGGCGUUCCGGGAGGCCAGCUUCGGGCACGGCCGGCUCGAGGUGGUGAACGCCACGCACGCGCUGUGGACGUGGCACCGCAACGACGACGACGAGCCGGUCGUCGCCGAUCAGGUGUGGAUCAACAGCCUCGCGGCCAACCCGGCUUGUAACAGAAGCAAGAAGAAGAAGAUGUGA